Messenger RNA from Acipenser ruthenus (sterlet), 4076 nucleotides. Its product is annotated as 14-3-3 protein gamma-B. NCBI's taxonomy places the organism in Eukaryota, Metazoa, Chordata, Actinopteri, Acipenseriformes, Acipenseridae. The transcript is spliced from 2 exons. The record is from RefSeq and is a predicted model, not a curated record. The coding region runs from base 7 to 906 and encodes 299 amino acids. Gene Ontology annotation, molecular function: protein kinase C binding. Gene Ontology annotation, biological process: signal transduction. Gene Ontology annotation, cellular component: cytoplasm.
AGGUAGAUGGGGUGGGGGGGUCGAGAAGGGUGUCCCGUCGGCAAGCGCAGACAGCAGGGAGCAGCUGCACCGAGCAGAUCGCAUUGCAAUUUCACUGCAUUGGGAGCGACAUUUGAACAUUUUCUCCAAAAUUUUACAAAAGCGUCAUCAAGAGAAAUAAAAAUGGUAGACCGCGAGCAGCUGGUGCAGAAAGCCAGGCUGGCCGAACAAGCAGAACGAUAUGAUGAUAUGGCAGCUGCAAUGAAAGCGGUGACGGAGCUGAACGAGGCCCUUUCCAACGAAGAAAGGAACCUGCUCUCUGUGGCCUACAAGAACGUGGUGGGGGCCAGACGUUCAUCCUGGAGAGUGGUCAGCAGCAUCGAGCAGAAGACCUCCGCCGACGGCAACGAGAAGAAGAUUGAGAUGGUGCGGGCUUACCGCGAGAAGAUCGAGAAGGAGCUGGAGACGGUGUGCCAGGACGUGCUCAACCUGCUGGACAACUUCCUGAUCAAGAACUGCAGCGAGACGCAGCACGAGAGCAAGGUCUUCUACCUGAAGAUGAAGGGAGACUACUACCGCUACCUGGCCGAGGUGGCGACGGGGGAGAAGCGGGCAACGGUGGUGGAGUCCUCGGAGAAGGCUUACAGCGAGGCGCACGAGAUCAGCAAGGAGCACAUGCAGCCCACCCACCCCAUCCGCCUGGGCCUCGCCUUGAAUUACUCUGUUUUCUACUACGAGAUCCAGAACGCACCCGAGCAAGCCUGCCACCUGGCCAAAACCGCCUUCGACGACGCCAUUGCCGAGCUAGACACCCUCAACGAAGACUCCUACAAGGACUCAACGCUCAUCAUGCAGCUCCUGCGAGACAACUUGACACUCUGGACAAGCGACCAGCAGGAUGACGACGCCGGAGAGACCAACAACUAGGCCGGUGGACUUGGCAGCCGCAGCCAAAGCUACUACCGCAGUCUUUUGUUUUUCCAUGAAAAAAAAGUGAAGGGAACCGAUUCCGAGUGGUAACCUCUUCUUGAUUGCCUCUUCGACAUUUGCCAAAACACCACUUGCAGAAAUUCAGAGUGGCUGUUGCUGGGUUCGGAUGGCAGCCUCACACUGGCGUAUGGACUGUUCUGUAGUACAAAACAAAUAAGUGGAGCUGCUUACUUAAACAAAAACAAAAAAGCUAGGGAAAAAUGUUACAACUUGAAUGUGAACGCCUCAAAAAAAAAAAAAGUUUGUAAAGGUUCCAGUAAGUGCAUGGGAGGGCAAAGAUUUUCUUUUUCAAAUUAAAAUCAAACUUUUUUUUUUUAAAUUGGAAUUUUAAAAAUGUUCAGAAUGCUUUAAUUAAAAAUUAAUAACUUUAGUCAUGUUUUCUAAUGGGAAGUAACCGUGGAAUAAAACACGCUUAAUUCCCUUUCAUGCAAUGUUAACAUGAAGGUAGGGAUCAAUUAUAGAAGAUUGUCUCGGCCAAUUAAAACUUUUCCCAUUCUACCAAACCUCUUUAUUGAGUUUUUAAAAUAAUAUGGAUUUAAAAUCACUGAUAUUAACUCCCACCCUGAUUUUAAAACGUUAUCCUACCUAAUUAGAGAUUUCCGAGCUCGUUUAAAAACUACUGGAACCCUACACUCGUUUUGGCUAAAGGCAUUAUUAAAGGCAGGCUAUUCAAAGUGUAAAAUGGGAAAUGAUCUUAAAGCAGCUUUUUUUGUUUUUAUUUUUUUAUUUUAAAAGAAAUGCACUUGCCUAUGAUACUGUUUCUCCAGUGUAAUACGAUUACUCCAUUAAUCUCAAUGAUACAAUACUUUGCAUGCUGGUGACGUAUUUAUAUACAGUAGCUUGAAUUUAUUAACUUAUGCUGUAGGUGUUAUGUAUUCCUAUGAGAAAGAAAACUAGUCUUCAGACAAACUGAUUUAUUUAUUUUUAAUUUGCUAAAGUACGCUAUACUGAAUAGUGAUCGUUAACAAUUCAUUGACCUGUUAUUGAUGUUGCUAUAGUGACAUGCAAUUCUAUACAUGAUUUGUUAAACAAAAAGAAAAGAAAAAAACACCAGUGUUAGCUUAAUCUUACUGUCUGGUGUUUGUCAUGGUGAAAUUAUUAUAAUUAAUAAGUGUAUGUUGUUCUAGAAUGAAUCUUUCCGUUUUGUGUUUUAUUUUUUUUUGUCAUGUUAUGCAGUGAACAGUUUACGGUUUGAGCAGUGGUUAAUUUUUCACUCCGUGUUUCUGUAAGGAAUUAUUUCACGCACGGACCAUUUUUUAGCCGUUUCCUCAGUGAUGGAAUAUCUUGAGUCAUACGUAGCGGUCGCACGUGAGCAAAACGACCUGUUCCACUGCACAGUUUCACUGCUGUUUUGGUGUUAUGUGGCAAUGUCACUAAUUCCUUUGAAAACGUGGUAGUUUAGUGCUGUAAAAUCAGCUCCAUACAGAAGUUCCAACAAAACUAUUUUUUUUCUCCCCCAAUACAUUUAAAGAAGAAUAUGUAUAUAAAAUACACUAGCUUUAAGUGGAAACUCGAUGUAGAGAAAGUUCACAGUGAGUAAAAUAAAAAUAACUGUAAUUGAGAUUCAGUUGACCUGGAGAGGAGACCUGUGUUGUCUCAAAUCUAGUUUACUUUAUGUACAUAUUCUGCUUAUCCUAUUAAAAUGCAUUAAAAAAGAAAACCUUAGCUUGUAAAAUAAAAGAUUACAUUAGAGAACAUCAGGGAAACAACCCAACAGCAACAACAAAGACCAUUAUUUUUGUAUAUUUAUUUAUUUAUUUAUUUAUUUAUUUAUUUAUUUAUUUAUUUAUUCUUAUUAAAGCCAAGAAUCUUGUCCUGAAAUGCAAAGCCCAAAACAUAAACCGUUGUUGCAUUUAUUGUGUAUUGCCAAUUUUUUCACCUAGCUUACCCUAAAACUUAAAAUGAGCGAUUUAUUUCCCAUGCUGCAUUUUGUUCAUUUCCGCGUUGUAAUGCCACCAGGAAACACCUCACUUAGAUGAAUCAUCUCGUUUCCAAGAGCAUCCUGGGUACAGAACAGGGCAACAAAACUUACAAGAUACAAAAAACACACAGGCAAGAAUACAGCACCAUACAGGCCUCACAUGUAACAGCUGAGAGAAGCUGUAAAAUCAAGAAACAGCUAUCUGGAAGCUUUGGACCACUAACUCCAAUCAGAAGUGAACAAGGUCCAGUCAAAUUAGUACAGGGCGCUGAACGAUACAAUGUCCAACCUACUGUAGGCUUAGGAAAAAAGACUGCAGAAGAUGGCAACAGUAAUCUGUUUAUAGUAAAUGGACCAUAGUAUGAUAUACCACGGACAAAUACAGUAUCACUACAACUGCUAAACAAGGCCUUGGGUAGCAGUUUUUUAGGACAAUUCUAACAAUGCAUUUGUGCGCCCAGUCGUGUGGCAUUGACAGCUUAGAAGCAUGUGCAUCUAGGAUUGGACUUUCAUUCUUUCUGUGAGCUCAUGCAACCCGUAGAUAAUCACCUGCCCAUAGGCUUGAUCUAGCUGCGAUUUGAUUGGAGAUCCAUGGUGACCUGGUGGGAGGAGCAGUGAUCUGCAUAGACCAGACAAAAUGUAGCGGAAAAGCAUUGCCCUUCAAAACUGCCAGUUUCUAAAGUAGUUCUGUACUGCCAGUAAAAUAAUAUUACUUGAAAGCCAAGGUUUUACAUUUCUUUCGUAUUAUUUAUAAAACACAUAACAUGACGUCAAAUGGUUUACAAAACUGUGCUUUUUUUUUUCUCUCAUUGCUGUUGAUUAAGAUUAAGAAAAUAAAAUGCACACUAAAACAGGUAAAGGAAUUUUGUGGCAGUUUACAAUUAUAUGCAUGUCCUGCUGCACCAUUGUUGAAACAUAUUUAGUUAACCUGGGAGACAGUGGGACUGUUGGGGAGGCACAAUGUGAGCCUAAAUGAGCCAAGCCAGAUUUCCUGUGACUUAACCGGCUGUGUCUGGGGCUGGGGCUGCUCUUGGGUAAAUGUAAGAUGGGUGUGGGGGAGGGGGGAGCUACAAUCAGCAGGUGAGAAAGAAUUGUUGAUCAAAUAUUAUUGCAAAAGCAUGUAUACAUUUUCGGAGAGUUGGUUGCCUUCUAUUGCUCAUUAAAGUUAUUGGUUUCUUAACAUAAA